Panicum virgatum (switchgrass) is the source of this 627-nucleotide messenger RNA. Its product is annotated as protein PLASTID TRANSCRIPTIONALLY ACTIVE 7-like. Gene Ontology annotation, biological process: plastid transcription. Gene Ontology annotation, cellular component: plastid-encoded plastid RNA polymerase complex. The transcript has 3 exons. The record is from RefSeq and is a predicted model, not a curated record. NCBI's taxonomy places the organism in Eukaryota, Viridiplantae, Streptophyta, Magnoliopsida, Poales, Poaceae. The coding region runs from base 55 to 525 and encodes 156 amino acids.
CCGGAUGAGGUGAGAGACUCCACCACCGCCUCGGCGAGCGACUCCCGCUGCAAAAUGGCUAUGGCAAUGGCUUCCUUCGCCGCCGCCGCUUCCCACCACCGCGUCGGCCACCUGGCCGCAGGUUUCCCCUCCACCGCGAGGGAAGGCGGGAGGGUCGGCCGCAGCGGCGUCACCAUCGCCAUGAGAGCCCAGAAGAAGAAGAGCAGUGGCGACUCUGGGAGUAGCAGUGGAGGCGGAGGUGCAGGCGGGGACGGGCGGGCCAGCAGCGGGCGGCGAGUGUGGCGUCGUCGGAAAUUGACCAAAGAGGAUGACACGCUGCGUUACAAGUUGGAUCGUAUCCCUUUCUUAGAAGAGAAGGUGAGAAAAGUAAGGGAGAAUGGGAAGAUCAUAUGCUUGGACAUUAAUCAGCUAAUGUUAUGUCAAGAGAAUAGAUUUGCUUUCACCAUGGAGGUGGCUGAAGAAGCUAAUGCCUAUCUUGAGAAGAACAGGCAUGAAUAUGGGUUGAAGAAACUGUUAGAUAUCUAGGCAAUUUUCGGUAUAUUUUAAUUCCAAAAUUAAAUGUAUAAAAUAACAAUAUUUCUAUGACUUUAAGGAGUAAAAUAAAACAUGUGAACAUGUUUAUACUUA